GUCAUUGGGGGCUCGCAGGGCGAAGAUCGCGGCAGUGACGCCGCGCUGCCGGUCGACAACAAGUUCCGGAGUGAGGUUAACGACUACCACUCGGACGACCACUCUUUCGACCUUGAUGCGAAGAAGACCGUCAUCGAGCCGGGUCAUGGCCGUCGCCCUCACCACCACAAGGCCAGAGAGGAAGUGAUCCAAUCCAACGACGGACUGUCCGAGGGAUCGACUUACGUUAAGCCGCAAGUCCACGCGGAGUCGAACAACGAAAACUCGUACUAUGAAGAUGACCACUCCGUUGAGCUGGCGAAGGAUGUCGUCGAGGUGGUGCCGCCUCACGGUCAUCCCAAGCACCACCAUGCUCGUGGUGAGCACGAAGACAUCGACGUCAUCGGAGGACCCGGCGGUAUUGACACGGGCAAUUCAUUUGCUCUGCCCAUCACCAGCAAAUUCUCCUCCACGGUCAAUGAUGCCUAUGUCGAUGACCACUCGCGUGAUAUCGAUAUCGACACCACCAUUGUGAAACCCAAGUCGCACCCCCCGAGCCACUUCAAGGCUCGCGGAGAGCACGAACAUGUCGACGUUAUCGGCGGCGCUGAGGGUAUUGACACGGGCAACACCUUCGAUAUGCCGAUAACGAGCAAGUUCUCGUCCGAAGUCAACGACGCGUAUAUUGAUGACCACUCCCGGGACAUUGACAGAGAUACCACCAUCGUGAACCCCAAGCACCACGGACCUGGUCACUUCAAAGCACGUACUGAUCAUGAGGAUGUGGAUCUGAUCGGUGGGCCUGAGGGAGUUGACGUCGGCAACACAUUUGAUUUGCCCAUCACCAGCAAGUUUUCUUCGACUGUGAAUGAUGCCUAUGUUGAUGACCACUCGCGUGAUAUUGCUGUGGAUAAGACUGUGGUUUCUCCUCACCACCACAAGGCUAGGGGCGAGCAUGAGCACGUGGACGUUAUUGGCGGGCCUGGAGGGGUUGACACCGGGAACACCGUCAGCAUCCCUAUAACCAGCAAGUUCUCAUCCACCGUCAACGACUACUAUCAAGACGACCAUUCCCGCGAUAUUGAUGUGGACAAGACUGUGGUCAAGCCUCACCACCACAAGGCCCGGGGAAGCCACGAGCAUGUGAAUGUGAUCGGGGGGCCCGGAGGUGUCGACACCGGGAACACCUUUGACAUGCCCAUUACCAGCAAAUUCUCUUCUGUCGUCAACGACGCCUACGUUGACGAUCACUCUUUUGAUCUGGACAAGGAUACCACGAUUGUUCGUCCCCACCACAGGCGCGAGGGUGUGGAUGUUAUCGGCGGCCCUGGUGGUGUCGAUACCGGCAACACGUUUGACCUCCCUAUCACAAGCAAGUUCUCGUCCGAAGUCAAUGACUACUAUCAGGACGACCACUCCCGAGACAUUGAUUUGGAUAAGACUGUUGUUAAGCCCCACCAUCAUAAGGCUCGUGGAGGACAGGAACAUGUGGACGUGAUCGGCGGGCCCAGUGGGAUUGAUACUGGCAACACCUUUGACAUGCCAAUCACCAGCAAGUUUUCCUCCGAGGUGAAUGAUUAUUACAAGGAUGACCACUCUUGGGAUCUCGAUUAUGAUAAGACGAUCGUGCGUCCUCACCACAAGCGACAGGAUGGCGACCACGGAGAGCAUGGCGAGCACGUUGAUGUGAUUGGUGGACCCGGAGGUGUCGACACCGGGAACACCUUUGACCUACCGAUCACCAGCAAGUUCUCUUCGGAAGUUAACGACUAUUACCAAGAUGACCACUCGUGGGACGUUGAUGUGAACAAGAAAAUUGUUCACAAGCGCCAACACGGCGAUGACGUUGACCUGAUCGGUGGACCGGAGGGCGUCGACAUUGGGAACACAUUUUCGCUGCCGAUCACUAGCAAGUUCUCCUCCGAGGUCAAUGAUUAUUACCAGGACGAUCAUUCGUGGGAUGUUGAUGUUGGCAAGAAGAUUGUCAAUGAUUAUUACCAGGACGAUCAUUCGUGGGAUGUUGAUGUUGGCAAGAAGAUUGUUCACAAGCGCCAACACGGCGAUGACGUUGACCUGAUCGGUGGACCGGAGGGCGUCGACAUUGGGAACACAUUUUCGCUGCCGAUCACUAGCAAGUUCUCCUCCGAGGUCAAUGAUUAUUACCAGGACGAUCAUUCGUGGGAUGUUGAUGUUGGCAAGAAGAUUGUUCACAAGCGCCAACACGGCGAUGACGUUGACUUGAUCGGUGGACCGGAGGGCGUCGACAUCGGGAACACAUUUUCGCUGCCGAUCACCAGCAAGUUUUCAUCUGAAGUUAAUGAUUAUUACCAGGACGACCACUCUCGUGACAUCGACACCGAUACCACCAUCGUACAACCCCAUCACCACAAGGCUCGCGGCCAUGGCGAGCAGGUUGACGUGAUCGGCGGGGCAGAGGGUGUUGACAUUGGCAACUCAGUUGAUAUCCCUAUUAGCAACUCCUUCAAGUCCAAGGUCAACGAGCAGAGCUAUGACGAUCAUUCGGUCGACAUUGACAUCAGCAAGCAUCAUGCCCGCCGGGGAGAGGAUUUCAGCAUUUUGGGAGGCCCAUCCGGUGUUGACGUCGGCAACAGCGUGGUUCUACCUUUCACCAACACUGUGGAUGUUGAAUCCAACAGUUACCACAAGGAUGAUCACUCCGUGCACGAACAAGUCACGACCACCAUUGAUCCGGCGCCUGCUCCCGCGCCCGCUCCGGAGCCAGCACAUGAGGAGACUAAGCCGGAGGAACCCAAGGCAGAGCCCCAUGUGGACGAACCUCCCAAACAGCCCGAGCCCAAAGCAUCGACAUCGUGCGAACCCACUGUUCAAGAGGUCGUUCGUACGGUGACACACACCCUGCCCACUGAAACCACAGUUGCCCCCAAGGUUGACGCUGUGGCCACUGAAGCUCCUGCACCUACUCAUUCCGCCCUCGCCCCAAGUGAGCCCACCAAGUCUGCUGCGCAGUCUAACCCUACCCACGAGGCCGCGGCCCCAACCAACCCCUUCACUCCCAACCUGGAUGAAGCUCACCACGUUCCUGGCUCUGAGCCAUCCGCGACGAGUGUUGUGCAGAGUGCGAUCACGACUGCUGCUCCGGCCCGCACGGAGCCUGUAGUCAUGGACAAGGUAGCUUCCAGCAUCACGAUUCAACAAGAUUCCACUUUCCACGUGAUCCCCGUGUACGUGCCACAGUCUUCUGCCACCACUCCCUCGUCGUUCGCCGUUUCCACCGCGGUUACGAGCGUUGUUGGUCCCCACUCCACGGGCGUCGAUGCCUAUGAACCUACGCUCCGCUACAACCUACCCCCGGCUGCACCGUCGGCAUCACCAACCGGUGUUCUGUUCACCGGGGCUGGAGCACCCCAGGCCGCACCAUACGCUGGCGUCUUUUCGGUCUUCUCUGGUCUUGUGGCACUCCUGGCCUUGAUCCUGUAA
Aspergillus aculeatus ATCC 16872 is the source of this 3438-nucleotide messenger RNA. RefSeq names its product putative GPI anchored protein (gene CweA). Lineage: Eukaryota; Fungi; Ascomycota; Eurotiomycetes; Eurotiales; Aspergillaceae. The annotation marks the transcript as partial. The record is from RefSeq and is a predicted model, not a curated record. The transcript is spliced from 3 exons.